This is a messenger RNA of Nerophis lumbriciformis (worm pipefish), 2920 nucleotides long. NCBI's taxonomy places the organism in Eukaryota, Metazoa, Chordata, Actinopteri, Syngnathiformes, Syngnathidae. The record is from RefSeq and is a predicted model, not a curated record.
CGUGGUUUUUUUUGCCACUCAUUUGUCUCAUUUUGUCCAAACGUUUUAUGAUGGGUGUGAAUUCACAAAGGAGUAUUUGAACACCAGCUCCUCAUCUCCUUGCAGUCUGAAGGCCCUGCAGAGCGGAGUCCACCUCGAACCUGAAAAAGCUGCAAGGACAAGGACAGUGCAGUGGUGCUUUCUUCCCGCUCUUUGUGCCAUGGCUGCCGUGUUCAAACUGGGCCUUUGUCUCCUGUUGUUACUUGGGACUCUAGAAGCACUAAAGACACGUUCCAUAGAUAUUCAGUCCAAAUGCCUGGGAAAUAUCAUGCGUGUGGAUGUUGGUCCACUUGAAGGCAAGCGUCUUGAAGUUUCCGCUGUUGUUGGUAACUCUGCCUAUAAGCUCACACAAAGCUUGGCGACACAGUGCGGCUUCAGUAUGACCUACAACCAGCAAGAAACCAUCCUGAUCUACGCCUCUAUUCAAAACUGUUUUGCUCAAAAUACGGGGGGUUCAUUCAGGACGGUGUUAAACCUCAGACUCUAUGGCAACCAAAUGGUUCAAGAUGAGGUGUACCAGGUGGCUGAAACCUGCAGCUAUGGCGCGCCCGCCUUCAGGGAAAUAAUCUGUGACCGCAACUAUAUGGAGGUGUCUGUGAAAAGGGUCGUUUCAGAUGAUUACGCCCUGCCAGGGACCGCCCCCAACUUUGGUGAGCCUCGGCGAGCUGCUGAGACUCUAAUGGAUCCCGGAUACAAAAUCUCCACCCUGAUUUUCAACACCCCCGAGGAGAAAAAGAUGACUCUGAUGGAGGCCCAGAAGCACGGCUACAGGGUCUCAAAGACUCCAACGAGACUGGUUCUGCGAAGCUCCAAGUCCGCGCCUGACACCUACAUCCAACACGUCGCAGGUGUGCCCAUGUCUGUGCUGCAAACCACCACCAUCUUCAAAAAGAAGUGGCUCACAACUCAAAUUGACGCAGCAGCUGCUUGCCCUACCCUUGAAGGUAGUGUCUACAUCACAGAAGACCUGAUCAGCUGGUUCCUGCCCACCCAUAUCGACCCACUCGUUUCCUCCGACCAAGUCCGACUCCAGGAGGUGCACGUGGGCAUCGACGGAAUGCGGUUGGACGCCGCCGAGGCGUCCGCUCGGGGCUACAACUUGACUGUCGACCACAUGUACAUCGUGGUGCAUAUUCCCAUCAGGGCGCCGGGUGGUUUCUUAAAGAGUCUUGUCCAGAACGAUCAGUACUUGGUCUGCUUUGUGAUCGAGCCCAUGCUUGAGUUGCUGUGGACGGAGGACGCUCCCAAUAAGGACACGCGAUACAAAGUCUUCCUCCCCAUCAGGACACCGCCCGUUUCCCACUCCGUGCACGUGCAGGACAACACUGUUGCGGAGCAGAAGGCCUUCAAAGUGACUCUUGGGCCCUUCGCGCCGGAUGUGGUUUUACGCAACAUCACCUUCGUCGGGGAAAUCUUGUCGGCGGCAGACUGCAGCAUGCGAGGCUUUGACCUGCACGAGGAUCACGCUCAAGAGGGCGGAUUGAAGUUCUUCUCGCUCAAAGUGCCUUUCGAUGACAAAGUUGUCCUACAGAAGAAAGACAUGGGGUACGUGGUCUACUCGCUACAACUGACUUUCGGUCUGGUGGUCCUGCCAGACUAUGUACCAUUUUCUUACUCUACUUAUCUGGAAGCAAAAUUGGCUGUCAUGGCCUCAGUCCAACCUUACAUCAGUGGCGCCUGCGACUCCCAGGACUUCUACAUUCUUGUGCGAUACGGAACCCAAGGCUCCAACUUCCAAACUACCAUUGGAAUGCGCCCUUUGACGCAGACCUUGGCUGAGGAAUAUGGCUUCACAGAGAACGGAACCCACUUCAGGGUUGUGGUCCCCUUCACAUCGCAGGAUGUUGUCUUUGAGGCCAUCGAUGAGUUGUUCAUCAAAGGCCGACUUGAUGUCGGGUUGCAAAAUCGAGAUACCAGGAAGCAAAUCAAAGACUUCACUCUGACUUGUAGUUUCCCCGUCACACUGAUCGAGUGUUUACCCAAUGGAACUAUGACUGCUCUGGCGGUCAAACUGGAGUCUGUUCCCAGUCUGAACCCCCGUCAGCUGACCCUCAGAGACCCCAGCUGUCGUCCAUCCUACAGCAACGACCGCUAUGCUUAUUUCGUCUUCACCGCCAAGACAUGUGGAACCACCAGAAAGUUUUUGGCCAACGAAAUGCUUUAUGAGAAUGAAAUCUCUCUGCCGGAUGUGCUUGUACAGAGUGGACGCACCAACCCAGAAGAGCCGGUGUAUGAUUUGAAGGUUUCCUGCUCUUACGACGUCAACGCAAGUCGCGCCAUGACCUUCCAAACCAGGCCUCGCAGGAACGACCCGUAUGCAGAAAACGAAAAAGGCGAGCGGCAAGUGAAGCUGAGGCUCGCUAAAGAUGACUCGUUCAAGGCAUUUUAUGGCGCCUCUGACUAUCCCAUAUCAAAGUACCUGCAGCAGCCGUUGUAUUUCGAGGUGGAACUCGUGAGGUCGAAAACCCCUAAGGUGUCACUGGAGCUGGAGAACUGCUGGGCCACCGAGAACAAGGACGGGACCUCUCUGCCCAGAUGGAAUCUGAUCAUAAAUGGCUGUGCAAACCCUACUAAUCCACACCGGGUCGUCUCCCACCCUGUGUUGAAAGAUGUCCAAGUGAUGUAUCCAGCCCACAUCAAGCGCUUUGAGGUCCAAAUGUUUGUUUUUGCCCAAGACCAGGAUACCUUAAAGAAGCAGCUUUAUGUCCACUGUGACGUGGAGAUCUGUGACCCCCAAAACCCUUGCAGGAAGAGGCAGUGUUCCAUCCAGGGUAACCCGCUCGAAGAACAAAGACAUGCCACUUCUGACGUCGGCCUCAGGCAUGUCUCUUCUGGAUGCAUACUCCUAAACUGACUUAAUAAAAGUGAUUUUUAAAUCUGA